Trematomus bernacchii (emerald rockcod) is the source of this 2279-nucleotide messenger RNA. It is a transcript of the gene myoz2b, whose product is annotated as myozenin 2b. Lineage: Eukaryota; Metazoa; Chordata; Actinopteri; Perciformes; Nototheniidae. Gene Ontology annotation, molecular function: FATZ binding; telethonin binding; actin binding. The transcript has 6 exons. The coding region runs from base 268 to 999 and encodes 243 amino acids. The record is from RefSeq and is a predicted model, not a curated record. Gene Ontology annotation, cellular component: Z disc; actin cytoskeleton.
AUCCUUGCCCCAUGGUGUUAGAGAGUGGUUUUGAGUGUUUGGCAAGUUAAAUUUAGCCUAUUGAUGUAAGCUGCAUUCCAUUCACAACAGACACAGGGACACACUCACAGUUUGGCUUUAGUGUCCGGGAGUGUGAAGAUCAGGGAAGAUCAAACUACCUCCUGGAGGUUGACCCCUGAGUCCGUGUCUCCCCUUCAAGGAUACAGGUGGCACACUAGGGAUCCCAGCACAGCACUACUGCGUUCUGCCAACCUUGCCAAAGCCAAAAUGUCACAAUUCUGUACAAUGCCAACUGGAGAGAGGAAGCAGCGCGCAGCAGCUAUUUGCCGAGAGGUCCAUGGUACCAAUGGUGACGUUAUGGAUCUGGGAAAGAAGCUCAGCACCCCUAAAGACAUUAUGUUGGAGGAGUUGUCAUUACUUUCCAACAGAGGGUCCCGGCUUUUCAAAAUGCGCCAGAGAAGAUCUGAAAAAUAUACAUUUGAAAGUAUCCAAAAUGAAGCAAACACACUGCUGAAUAAUGAUAUUUUAGCUCAGAAUGCUCACACUGUGGAAAUUAAAGUGGACCCACCCGCUGAUGGCAACGCUGCUACACCAGAAAUCACUGUUUCAGACAUGUCUGCAGAGAAUUCAAGCACCACAGCUAUGCAUAAGUCCUACCACUCCCCAUGGGACCAGGCCAUCCUCAUGGACCCCAGCCUCGCAGAAACUCUUAAACUGGAAACUUCAGCACCAGACCCAAAACAAGACCUUCCCGAGUUCAAAAGCUUUAACCGGGUUGCCACUCCUUUUGGGGGCUUUGACAAAGCUCCCAGAGGAAUCACUUUCAAGCUCCCGGAGAUAGACCUGAACCCCCUCAAGUACCCCGAGCUGCAGGAGCCCGGGGUGAAGAGACCCACCUUCAACAGGACGGCCUGUGGGUGGAUAUCUGAGGGCACCCAUCUGAUCCUCCCCACUGUCACCCUGGAGCCAAUCCCAGUCCCAGAGUCUGAUGACCUGUAGGUGGUAUUUCUGUUGGUAACCUGGCAACAGGAAGUGGCUGUAGUAUUUUGGCCCUGCCUGUAAUGACAGCAAAAUGUUAUUUUAGUAGCACAGUCACUAUUCCCUAUCAAUGUGUUGGAUUUCCCCCCCCCCCAAUAGACACCAUGUUUCAUGCAUUUGUUGACUUGUGUGUUUGGUGUGCACUUAAACUGUAUUUAAAGAAAAUCAUGUAAAUAGCUAAAUGAACGGGCUAUACACAACUCAAGAUGUUGAAGGGUUUCCACUCAAAGUGAAAGCAAAACUGUAAAUGUUAUACAUGUUACGAUGACCUGAUGAAUAUGUAAUGUAAAUAAAAAAUGUACCUUAUUUAUUGAUGGUACACAACUGGAACGUGCAGUAAUUUAUAUAAAGUUAUUAUUACUAUUAUUUAAAUCAAUUCAAUAUAUUGUAAAUAAUUAUUUUACCACAAAAUACACAAAAAAUUAUGUUAAUUGUUAUUCAUUUAUCAUGAUACAUAAAGAGCUAAACUUUAUGUUAGAGCAUGCAAAUACCAACUAUACAAAUACAAAGUAUUUAAGUAUUAUAAUACUUCACUUAAAUGAAUCUAAAAAUGUAAUGCAAAACCAAUUCAUAUUUACAGUAGAGAGAGCAGCAGGAACUCUGUUUUGAACCUCGGAUUGAUUUUUGACUGCUGAAAUAUAGUGAACUAUUCUUGAGGAAAUAACAGAGGUAGCUGGGAGGAGGACUGAGAAACCUGGACAAUUUUCUUUUUUGUUGGACUUUGAACUGUGAUGGCAAGGAACUGAUUGAUGAAAAAUACACAGCAUAUUCAUGGACUAAAAAAAACAAACGUUUCCUUUACAAAUACAAGUGAUAACUGUACAACAUGGCUAUGGUCUUGUUUGGAGUGGGAUAACACUUAAUGUAAAAUGUAAAAGUGGCAAUAAUGUGACAAUACUGUAUGCAAAAUACACUGAAUGUUUGCGAGUGAUAUAUUGAAGUUAGAUCACUGUGUUUCUGAAUAACUGGGCUGAAAUCAAGCUGCAUGAUUUUAUUUAUACAGUUUAGGUGUAAUGCUUUUUCAUGUAUAUUAUACAUUAUAAAAACUAACUUCAGUGCACUUCAUUUAAUGCUUUUGAAUGAAACUGAAAAUACAAUUGAAAACAUCUGGGUUGUAUAUACUCAAAUAUUGAAAAUAGAAUAAUUUCCAAAUACUGUCAUGAUCAGAAAUGACGAUUUGUAUAAUUUUAAAUGAAAUAACACGUUAGCUGUGAAUACAAAUAAAUACAAUUCUCACUGAA